Hyaena hyaena (striped hyena) is the source of this 1912-nucleotide messenger RNA. It is a transcript of the gene PLA1A, whose product is annotated as phospholipase A1 member A. Gene Ontology annotation, molecular function: carboxylic ester hydrolase activity; lipase activity. The record is from RefSeq and is a predicted model, not a curated record. The transcript has 11 exons. Gene Ontology annotation, biological process: lipid metabolic process. The coding region runs from base 224 to 1594 and encodes 456 amino acids. Lineage: Eukaryota; Metazoa; Chordata; Mammalia; Carnivora; Hyaenidae.
ACGAAAAGUGUAUUUAUUUUCAUUGGGAAGAAGAAACCAGAAAACUGUGGAGGUUAGACAAAUAGGGAGAGUUUAUUUUUCUUCUACAGGUCAUGAGGCCAGUUAAUGAUCAGCGAGACCCAAGUGAGUGUUUGGUAUCCAAAACUUCAAGAGGCAGGCUUCUGUGAUCUCUUUUGGCAUUAGGGUUCGGCUUCACUCCAGCUCUGAGACCUCCAGUUCAGCAAUGUCCCCAGGCCUAGGGGAGAGAAGCUUCUGGUCGUGGGGACUCCUUUUGUGGCUCAGCAUUGGAAGUGCAGGAGAUGCACCACCUAUCCCACAGACAAAGUGCACUGACUUUCAGAAUGCUAAUCUUCUCCAAGGCACCAGUCUCAAAGUCCAGUUUCUCCUCUUCACCCCUUUGGAUCCUAGCUGUGGUCGGCUAGUGCAGGAAAGUAGUGACAUCCAAAACUCUGGGUUUAAUGCCUCUCUGGGAACCAAACUAAUCAUCCAUGGAUUCAGGGCUUUAGGUACAAAGCCUUCCUGGAUUGAUAAAUUCAUCAGUGCCGUUCUUCAGGCAGCAAAUGCUAAUGUGAUUGCUGUGGACUGGGUUUAUGGCUCAACGGGUAUCUACUUCUCAGCUGUGCAGAAUGUGGUUAAGCUGGGCCUAGAGAUCUCCCGUUUCCUCAAGAAACUACUGGUGCUGGGUGUGUCAAAGUCCUCAAUCCACAUCAUUGGUGUUAGCCUGGGAGCCCACGUUGGGGGCGUGGUGGGAUAUUUCUACGAAGGCCAGUUAGGACGGAUCACAGGCCUGGACCCCGCUGGACCAGAGUACACCAGAGCCAGCCUUGAGGAGCGCCUGGACCCUGGAGAUGCCCUCUUUGUGGAGGCCUUCCAUACAGACACUGACAAUGCAGGUAUUCGGAUUCCUGUUGGACAUGUGGACUACUUCGUCAAUGGAGGCCAAGACCAACCUGGCUGUCCCACUUUCAUUCAUGCAGGCUACAGUUACCUGAUCUGUGAUCACAUGAGGGCUGUGUACCUCUACAUCAGUGCCCUGGAGAAUUCCUGUCCAUUGAUGGCCUUUCCCUGUGCCAACUACAAGGCCUUUCUUGCUGGACAAUGUCUGGAUUGUUUUAACCCCUUUCUGCUUUCCUGUCCAAGAAUUGGCCUGAUGGAACAAAGUGGUGUCAAGAUACAGCCGCUUCCCAAGGAAGUGAAAGUGUACCUCCGGACCACUUCCAUGGCUCCAUACUGUGUGCAUCACAGCCUCGUGGAGUUUUACUUGCAGGAGCCAAGAAACAAGGAUACCUGCAUCUCCAUCACCUUCCUUAGUGGCAAUGUUACUUCUUCAGUUGAGAUCACCAUACCUAGACAGAAACUCCAGGGGAAAGGAAUCAUAGCUCACACCAAUGCCCAGUGCCAGAUAAACCAAGUGAAAUUCAAGUUUCAUUCUUCCCAUCUAGUUUGGAAAAAAGACCGGACUACAAUUGCCGGGAAGUUCUGCACUGCUCCUUUGCCAGUCAAUGACAACAAACAGACUGUCUGCUUACCAGAGCCAGUGAAUUUACGAGCAAGUAUGACUGUUUCUCGUGAGCUAAAACUAACGUGUGUAUAGUAGAAGCCUGGGCAAGAUGCAUCUCUCUGGACUUCAGAGGUUGGGGAGCUAUGUUCAACUUAUUAUAUGCCAUUACUACUAGAAGGAAGGCAAAAUUCAUGGUUAUUUCCCCCAUAAUGAGCCACCUUUGAACGGAGAGAUAACUCAUCUAACAGAGCUUUGUCUCUUACCAAUUUGAAUAGCCUUACAAAAAUACCACUUCAGCUUUUCUGUUCCUAUUUAACUGCAUAUUAACUGCAAUUACCCUAUAUCCUUGACCAUCUGUGUCUAGGAUUCAAUGGAAACAUUCACAGGAAACACGUUUUUAAAAAAAAUAAA